AUCAAGCUGGGAUUCAAAGCAAAGAUAUGCGGCAAUGACCGGCCACCCUCCUGCACCACCACCACCUGAUCUCUUGGCCGUUAUUCGACCCCCCGCCUUCCAGAUAAUGACUUGCUCUUCUCCGAUGGCACCCCCUUACCUUCCCUCUCUUCGCUUCAAAGCUUCCAAAUCCACCUCCAUUCGCAACCUUCCUUCUUAUCGCGCUUCUCCCCUGUUUUUCCCUUUCCGGCAUGGCCGCCAUCUCUGAGAGUGACCAUUUAUCAUUCCAAAGAAUGAAGACAGAAAGUGUGAAGCAGAGAAGACGAGAGCUUGAAGAAGAGGUAAGAAAGCUUCAAAAAAUGCUUACUGAUGAGCAAAAAGUGCAUGAAAUUUUGCAACGUGCACAGCUUCCAAAUUGCAUUCCAUCUACCAUCCAUUUUCCUAACUUUCUACCAAAAGAGGCAAAGGAGCUCUUAGCAGAACUUAUCGUGCUUGAAGAAGAGAUAGCUCGGCUAGAAGGUGAAAUAAGUAAAAUUCAACAUAGUAUAAGCAGUACAGAGGAAUCACGGGUUCAAGAUUCAAAAAGGUACAAUCAAUACAUGCAUGAAAGCACAGGUUUGAUUGCAUCUUCCAAUCAUCCAUCAACUUCUCCUACGCAAAUACCAAAGAGUAAUUUGUUUGAGGAGAAGGCGGCAUUUGAAAGGAAACCCAUGUUCAUGUUCUUCAUAAAUCAAGCAAUAAAAGGAGCCUGCUUUAACGAUGGUUUUGCUAGCAAUGGAGGCUCAUUAGAGAUAGCUAGCAAGAUGGAAGGGCAAAAAAUGGCAAACAAUCGAGAGAGAAUUCCAAGGAAAAGUGAGAUAAUUGAGCAGCAGCACUCACAAAAGAAGCCCCCAAGGCAUCCAUCUCCUAGAAAGUCAGAUUCUAACGUUGAUAUUUUUCACAAACUGCUACAUGAAACCACUUUGAGUUCGAGCCCAUUGGACAAAAAUGGCCAGAAAUGGCAACCCAACAAGUUAUCAGAGGAAAUUUUGAGAUGUCUUAUAUGCAUUUUCUUGAGGCUGAUGAGAACAUCACGUCCAAUGGAGCUUGAAAAGUUAAACAACAUAUCAAGAUCCAGCAACUUGAUUUCAAGAACAAAGAGCUCUAGAAUGGUCAGCAGCUUAAAUUUAAACUCAAGACCCAACAUACACAGACAGACAGUUCAAAAGGAUCCAUAUGGAAUAUUUCAGGUACAAGGUUCCUUGGUAAGAGAUAUUGGUCCUUACAAGAACCUUGUUAGGUUUGCUUCAAGUUCCCUGGAACUGAAAGGCAUUUUUAAUUGUCUUCCCCUGCUAAACAAACUAAGGAAUCUGAUGAGCAAUUUGCAUGAGGUGAACCUCAAAUCGCUAACUCACCAGCAGAAGUUGGCCUUCUGGAUCAAUAUUCAUAAUAUUUGUCUCAUGCAUGGCUUUCUGGAGCAUGGCUUGCCUUCAAAUCCUGAAAAAAUUCUUGGCUUAAGAAAUAAGGCUGUACUUAACAUAGGCGGCAAUAUGUUAAAUGCCUUAACAAUUGAGAAUUUUAUUCUAAAGCAGCCAUCAAAUACAAAAGAUCUUUCCUUACAGGCUCACUGGAAGAGUGAUAAAGAUGUCAAAGAAGAUGCAAUCAGAAUUAUGUAUGGCUUGGAGCUGGCAGAACCAAAUGUUCAAUUUGCUUUAUGUUUUGGAAACAGAUCUUCUCCAGCUGUGAAGAUUUACACAUCUGAUGGUGUUUCAGCUGAGCUAGAGAAAUCCAAACUUGAAUACUUUCAGGCUUCGAUUGUGGUGACCACCUCUAGAAGGAUAAUGAUCCCAAAGCUUUUAUUUUCAAACAUGUCUGAGGAUUUGGAGUCAUUGCUGGAGUGGAUUUGCAAUCAAUUGCCCACUUCAGGGACUUUGAGGAAAUCUAUUACUGAUUUUAUUAGAGGCCAGAGCAAUGGGAAGAUAUCAGAUAUUGUGGAUAUAUUGCCUUGGGACUUUGAGUUCCAAUACUUGCUGCCUAUCUAAGUUUGUAGAUCUGUUUUUCUUUCUUUUUUUUUUCCUUGCUAUUUUUUUGUUGAGAAAGUGAUAUAGUGUGAUAUAUGAAGCUAUAGGAGAAAUAGAUAGUUGAAGCAUUUUUCUCCCAUAUUUUGGUUGGGGAGGGCAAAUUUUUUUGCGUAUUUGUGGAAUAUUUCAAGUGCAUUGUAAAAGCAAUGAUGUUGGUCUUAACAGAUUCUAUCUUAAGUGCUAACAGUUUGUCAUAUUCA
This is a messenger RNA of Dendrobium catenatum, 2239 nucleotides long. RefSeq lists its product as uncharacterized. Lineage: Eukaryota; Viridiplantae; Streptophyta; Magnoliopsida; Asparagales; Orchidaceae. The transcript has 10 exons. The record is from RefSeq and is a predicted model, not a curated record. The coding region runs from base 231 to 2000 and encodes 589 amino acids.